CCUUUUUUUCCUAUUAUCUGCUGUGCUAAGGUCGUGUCUCGUGUGUCUGUACCUCAACACUAUUUUCGACUUACGAUAGACCAACGUCUCACACUUGGCGUGUUUCACGAAAGAAAGAAACCAAAAUCAUCACCACAAUGUCACGAGUAAUGUUAGCCCAAUUGAAGAAAUCCAACUCGGUUUUGAGGAUGGCCGUGAGGUCCAAGGCUGAUGGCCACCAUGCCACAUACAAGCCUCUGACGAUGGAUGAUUUGCCAGUUCCAAAGGUGCCAUGGCAAGAAUAUCACAGCAAAACCAAUGCCAAAUACAACUUAGUACUAGUAGGCGGAAUUACUUUACUUGCAGCGUCCAUCUACGUAUUACAAGAUAAUUGUUUCUUCAAUGCUUUUGCACCACCAUACCCUUUCGAAGAAACUGAAGAAAAGUAAAUAUGAGUAUAUAUAUAUUUUUUAAAAAAACGUAUUUUUUGUUUCCAUGUAGUAAUUAAUAAUAUUACAUAAAAUAUAAUUGUAAUUAAUUAUGAAUUUGAUUAUCCACAAUAAAAUUAUAUAAUUAGGUAA
Messenger RNA from Aphis gossypii (cotton aphid), 560 nucleotides. RefSeq lists its product as uncharacterized. The coding region runs from base 138 to 428 and encodes 96 amino acids. NCBI's taxonomy places the organism in Eukaryota, Metazoa, Arthropoda, Insecta, Hemiptera, Aphididae. The transcript has 3 exons. The record is from RefSeq and is a predicted model, not a curated record.